Molecule: messenger RNA, 1824 nt
Organism: Adineta steineri
Lineage: Eukaryota; Metazoa; Rotifera; Eurotatoria; Adinetida; Adinetidae
Source: the annotation of a GenBank genome assembly
AUGAUGAGUACUGUACAUGUAAAUGAAACAAAUACUAAUGAAGAUCAUGUAAAUUCUCGUGAAGAACAUCGUCAACGUUAUCCAUCGACGAAUUCUUCAAGUGUUGAAAAACAAUUCCAUUCGACAAAUAAUAAUAAUAAUAAUAAUAAUGAGCGAUCAGGACAAAAUUCAAGAACAAGUUCGUUGGCAGAAUCAACAAUAGCACCAAUUAAUAAUGAAGGAUUUUCGAAUGUCGGAGAAAUUAUUCAACAUUUACAAACAGUUUGGUUUGAUCAUAAUAAUCAUGAUAAUGCUCGUCGAACAACAAAUCCUUCAACAAAUAAUACAAAUACAAAUGAAAUGAUACCACCACAUUAUUCCAAAGGUCAUUCUCAAUCCACAUCUUCAUCUCAACAACAUUAUACUCAUCAUCAAAGUAAUCAACAACAUAAUCAAUAUUCCGGACAACAAUAUUGGAAUAAUUAUAAUAAUAAUCCUCGUCGAUCGAGUGGUAAUGGAAAUUAUACACGAAAUUAUGGUGGAGGAAAUAAUGAACAAUAUUGGAAUCCAAAAUCUACUCGAUUUCCAUCACAUCGUUCAAUGAAUAAUCUUAUAACCAAUUCAGUUAAUUAUCAACAACAAUCUCAAUUAUCACCACCAGCUCAACGACGUCCAGGUGAGCAACCAUAUUACCAUAACGACCAACAAGUACAACAACAAUCUUCACAAUCAUAUUAUAAAAAAAAUCGUCCUGAUUAUGAUCGUCGUUCAAAUGGUUAUACAACUCAACAAUCAGUAGAUUAUUCUUCAAAUAAUACUACAUCUGAACAGUCGAAUAUAAAUUCAACACAGUCUUAUUCGAGUGGUGCAACAAAAACAGAAGGAGUUUUAAUCGAUGAUAAUGGAAAAUUAUAUGUUGCAUUACAAUCAGGACCUUCGAAUCCUUGGGUACUUGGAUUUGAUUGUGUAGGGAAAUUAUUAAAACAAUUAAUUGAUGAUAUACUUGCGAAAGGCGAAGUUAAAUGGGAUGAUAUAGUUUGUGUUGGUAUAAUAUUAAGUGGUGCUGGACAACUUGAAUCACAAGCAAAUGUACGUAAUGAACUUGAAUUACUUGGAAUGGAUACAAGUAAAAUUUCUGUUGGUGAAGAUUUAAUAGCACCAGUACCAAAUGGUGGGGUUGUAAUUAUAUCUGGAACAGGUUCUAACUGUGUAGUUUAUAAUCAAGAUGGUUCAAGUAAACGAGCCGGAGGAUGGGGUCAUUUAUUAGGUGACGAAGGAGGUGCAUACUGGAUUGCACAACGAGCAAUAAAACGUGUUUUUGAUCAUGAUGAUAAUUUAAAUUUAUCACGAUAUGAUUUAACAAGAUUAAGUAAUGAAAUAAAAGCAUACUUUAAAGUACAACAUAUCAGUCAAUUAUUAAAUUAUUUUUAUAAAAAUUUUCAAAAAGAUUUCAUUGCACGUUUUACAAAAGUGAUUGCUGAAUUGGCACUCUAUGAUAAUGAUGAAGCAAGUCAGGAAUUAUUUAAAGAAGCUGGUUAUAUGUUAGGUGCACAUCUUCGAGCUAUUUCAACUUAUAUUGAAACAAGAUUAUAUGAACAAGGAAAAUUACAAGUUGUAGCUGUUGGUUCAGUUUUUCGUAGUUGGAAAUUUUUGAAACCAGGUUUUAUGGAUGCGAUUUCAAAUGGAAAUUCAUUACCAUUUAAUAAAAUUGAAUUGGUUCAACUAACCGCUCCCGGAGCAAUUGGUGCUGCUAUAUGGGCUGUACGACGACAAGGCCAUCGGCCGACAAAUAUUGAUUUCAAUAAAAAUUUUAGUAUUCUCGAUACAAUCGAUAUAUCAAAUUGA